Molecule: messenger RNA, 682 nt
Organism: Tuber aestivum (summer truffle)
Lineage: Eukaryota; Fungi; Ascomycota; Pezizomycetes; Pezizales; Tuberaceae
Source: the annotation of a GenBank genome assembly
UUUGUGCAGUUCCUGGGGUCUUUCCAGGACUCCCAGACUCUCUAUAUUGCAAUGGAAUAUCUCGAGAAAGGCGAUCUCUCUAGGUACAUCAACACGCCCCUUCCACAAGAAACAGUCCAAAUUAUUUCGAGGCAGAUACUCCAGGGCCUCAAAGUAAUGCAUCAGGAGGGGAUAGCUCAUAGGGAUCUGAAGCCUGCGGUAUGAUCCUUACCACCAAACACCUCCCUUGAAAUUUUCGCUACGCAGAGCCCUAACGAAUGCUUAGAACAUAUUUGUUGUUUCUAUGUCCCCCCCGCGGGUCAAACUCGGGGAUUUCGGAAUAUCAAAACGGAUCCAGCCUCAAGAUACAACAACCCUUCACACUCAAGUGUCCACCCCUGUGUACGGCGCUCCCGAGGUUCUAGGUUUGGACUCGAAUAGCGAAACCUCGGACUAUACGAACUCUGUUGACUUUUGGUCACUCGGAUGUGUCAUAUAUGAAUUACUUGUCGGGGAAAGGCUAUUCAUGAAAUGGAUCCAAGUGUACCAUUACUUCCUCGGGAAAUUGCCAUUUCCUGAAGAUAAACUGAAAGGGUUAUCACCCCCUACAGACGAUGUCGGAAUCUCACUCAUAAAGUCCAUGCUCGCAAUACACCCCGGCGACCGUCCUACCGCAACGGAGGCACUGGGCCGUAAGUGGUUA